Molecule: messenger RNA, 1365 nt
Organism: Beta vulgaris subsp. vulgaris (sugar beet)
Lineage: Eukaryota; Viridiplantae; Streptophyta; Magnoliopsida; Caryophyllales; Amaranthaceae
Product: 28 kDa ribonucleoprotein, chloroplastic
Exons: 4
Coding region: 110-985 (291 amino acids)
Cellular component (GO): cytosol
Molecular function (GO): mRNA binding
Source: RefSeq, a predicted model, not a curated record
AAACUCUUCUCACUCCACCACUUUUCCCCUUCCCUCAACUGAAAAAUAACACACAACAGAGCCACAGCCACAGCCACAGCCACAGCCACCUCCCUAACACUUAACAUUCAUGGCCACCACUGCAACAGCAGCUGUGCAAUCUUCUAUCUCCUCACCAACAACUUCCAUUAGAUGUCUAGCAACUAAGCUCGGUACACGUACAUCUGAUCCAUUCCUAGUCAAAUUUGGUCCUACAAAAAAAUCAUACUCACCCUUGAUAUGUUCUCAUCAACAUUGUUAUGGAAGUGAACCAAUUUCCAUUUCCUAUAUUAUUAACAAGUCGCGGCGAGCCUCGAGGGUUGCCGCGACUGUCGCUGAGGAGGAGGUGGUAGAGACGGUGCAGGAAGAAGUGGAGGAGAAAGAAGCAAUACAAGGGGAAGUUGAAGGUGAUGAUAAAGGUGGUGAUGAGGUUGAAGCAGUAAAUACUAAGCUUUACUUUGGGAAUUUACCUUAUCUUUGUGAUAGUGCCCAACUUGCUGGUAUUGUCCAAGAGUAUGGCACCCCUGAAUUAGUUGAGGUUCUUUACAAUAGAGUCACAGGAAAAAGCAGAGGAUUUGCAUUUGUCACCAUGAGCAGUAUUGAGGAUUGCAACGCUGUCAUAGAGAAUCUGGAUGGAAGUGAAUAUGGUGGGCGAUAUUUGAGAGUGAAUUUUGCUGAUAAGCCGAAGACAAGAGAGCCAUUAUAUCCAGAGACAGAACACAAGUUGUUCGUGGGUAACUUGUCAUGGUCAGUGAACUCGGAGAGCUUGUACCAAGCGUUUGAACAAUAUGGUAGUGUGGUGGGAGCAAGAGUCUUGUUUGAUGGUGAAACUGGCAAGUCUCGAGGUUAUGGUUUCGUUUGUUAUGCUACACGAGCUGAAAUGGAGAAGGCCCUUGCUUCUCUUAAUGGAGUGGAACUAGAAGGGCGAGCAAUGCGAAUAAGCUUGGCAGAAGGGAAGAAAUCAUAAGUGAGGAUAAAUAAAUAGAGAUAUCUCAACCGUAAAUUUUAUUGUACUGUGAUGCUGGAAAAGAAAAACAAGGAGUGACGCUUGACGAAGUUUGACACACAUGAAUUCAGUAUUUUUCUUGUAUUAUUCAUGGUGUGACCAGUCUAAAUGGGAGACCAGGAGUUAGUAUUCACUCAUUGCGACAAGUUUACGUUUGAUUUGUUUUUCUUACCAUAAAUGUAGAUUGGUUGUAAUAUGAUCACUUUCAUGCUUCGUUAAUGCUUGCUGGUAUUUUCAGAUGAACAUAGGAUACCCUAUAUUCUUCUUUUUAACAGUUUAUCAGCAUUUUUAGGUGGAUUCAUAUAUGGUAUUUUAUAGUCAUACAUAGUCUAUAAAGCUUU